This is a messenger RNA of Podarcis muralis (Common wall lizard), 7529 nucleotides long. It is a transcript of the gene TNRC6C, whose product is annotated as trinucleotide repeat containing adaptor 6C. The record is from RefSeq and is a predicted model, not a curated record. Gene Ontology annotation, molecular function: RNA binding; protein binding. NCBI's taxonomy places the organism in Eukaryota, Metazoa, Chordata, Lepidosauria, Squamata, Lacertidae. Gene Ontology annotation, cellular component: nucleoplasm; P-body. Gene Ontology annotation, biological process: positive regulation of nuclear-transcribed mRNA poly(A) tail shortening; miRNA-mediated post-transcriptional gene silencing.
UGCCUGCCUGGCGGGGCUCUUGUCAGUUAGUAACAAAAUGGCUGCGGUGGCAGCAACUCUGCUCCUGAAGCGGAGGACAGAGGCGGCGGCGGUGGUGGUGCAGGCGGCUGCUGCUACUGCUGCGAGGAGGAGCGGGGGGCCGGCCCGGCAGCAUCACUGAGCUCGGCGGCAUCGCCUGUCCCGCCAGCGGCCCAACCCCCUUCCCCUCCGAGCGAAAGCUCCGUCCGAGGAGCCGCUCCUGCUGCCUCCACAAAUCCCCCGUAUCUCCCCCCCCCCGAGAACCUCUCUCUCUCUUGAGUCCCUGUGGAGGGGAAGGAGAGCGAGCGAGCGAGCCUGCUGGAUCCUGCUACUGAUUGGGUGGAUCCCACUGGGAGAGAGCCUGACGGACCUCCUUAUGAGAAACUCAACGGCUGGAUCGCCCUGGGAUCCGUGGAUCCUGACCCUGUGAGAAAGAAAGAGACUGGAUUUCGCCUUCUUUUCUGUAUCCACCUAUGUUUGGCAUAGCUGGGUGGAUCCCCAUGAGAGAGACUGGUGGACCCCCUCGUCAGCAAGAAGCUUAUCUCCUGGAUCCUUUUAGGAUCCCUGUCUAUCAGAGAGACUGCUGGACCUCCCUUCCUUGGAUCCACAUAUGAAAGGCACAGCUGGUGGAUUUCGCUGGCAUCUGUGGAUCCUUGCCUUCUGAGACACUGCCUGGAUUGCUCUCCCCCUUGGAUCUGCCUGAGAGAGACUGCUAGAUCCUUUUCCUGCUUGUGUUCCACGUCUCUCCUCCCUUUUUAGAGAGACCGUACUGGGUACUUCUUGUUUGGAUGUGAGACUUCUGGAUCCCCCGUGGCUCCUUUUUGUUUUUCCUAAGCUAUUCCCUUAUACACUUAUGGAUGGGUACAAUUUUCUCCAUUUUAAUUUGCACUUUUGAAAACAAAAUAUUCAGAUGCUCAUCCAUAUAAACUGAGAAUCUCCCAAACACAUAUUUUUUAAAAGCUGUGUUCUGAUCAAUUAGAAAGCAUAACAUUUUCCACUCUCUCACAUCCCAACAGUUCAUUUUUGCUGCAACCACGUACAUUUAAUUUUAGAACAAAAUUCCGUGUGCAAAACUCUAGCUGGGGACUCAUAACUGCUAGUUCUGCUUCACUGGAAAUAAAAAAGAUAUUUUAAAAAAGGACCUGCAUCUGCUGCACUUCUCUGGGCUGGAAUCAAACUGGAGCUUUUAGCUCUUCUACUUGGAUACUGUUGAUUUCUUGUCUGGUUUCCCCAACCCCCUCCCUCCUCCUUUGUGGCAGGUUAUUUUUGGUGGGGUUUUUUUUUAUUGGAACGGGCAUAAAUAUAAAAAAAAAAUCCAACAACUGACUUUCUUGGCCGUGUGAGAUUUUUUUCGUAUUCAACGUGAAAAAAUACGGGUACUUUUUGUAAGAAAAAGCAUUAAAGAAAGAAAGGAGCACGCUAGUGAAACUCCCAGACGCCAGACAAAAUAUUCACUUGUUCUUUUUCAAGGAGACUGAGUCGAAAGCUGCCAAAGAGCCCCAGAAGGAAACGAAGCAAAGGGAGAAAGAACAAACACAAGAAGAGGAACAUUUGAUGGAAGAAAAGAAAAAGAAAAAGCAGGAAGAAAAGAAAAAGAAGGAAGGUGCUCAGAAAAAGGCUGCUGAACAAAAAACCAAAGUGCCAGAACCUAUUAAGACCAGUUUAAGCCAGCCCCAACCUGCCGGUACCAGUACCAGUACUUCCACCAGCACUAUUACUAACAAUAGCAAUGGCAAGCGUGCAUCUGCCAAUGGGCAGCAGCCAGCUGCAUCCCGAUACCUGCCUCGUGAGGUGCCUCCACGCUUCCGCCAACAAGAACAGAAGCAGCUCUUAAAAAGAGGCCAGCCUCUGCCUACUGGAACUCUGAUCAGCACGAGCCCAGCGCAAGGUACUGGACAAGCAGGAGCGAGUCCUCCUCCACAGCCAGGAGUAGGUGGACAUCACCACCCCAGUAAAACUCAGACCCCAACAGCUCUACAGGAUGAGGCUCACUCUGUACACAGCCGACAUAUUGAAGCCGAGAGCCCAGGCGAACCUAGAUGCAGGAGGGGAGACAGCUCUGCACACAAUGUAGCGUCUCCUAGGAUGGUUGGGCAGCACCUUUUCUCAGACCUUGGUCACAGCGGAUUGGGAGACCAUUAUGAGAAUACUCACUGGGGACAGCAGCCCACUUUCCGAAGUGAAGCCAAUUGCAGCUGGGAUAAAGUGAUAAUAGACAGGACUGACAAGGAAGCGUGGCCUUCCAUUACAGGAACUGAGACUGAAUCUGCCUCAGAAUGUACUACAGACACUGACUCUGCCUCCAACUGUGGCUCAGAGAACAGUAGCAUGGCUACAGGGAGUGCCCAAGGCAACUUCACUGGACAUACAAAGAAACCCAAUGGCAAUAAUGGCACCAAUGGAGCACUCAUCCAAAGCACUUCUAACCAGAGUGCCCUUGGAGCUGGUGGAGCAAAUGGUAAUGGAAAUUCAGCCAGAGUGUGGGGUGUUGCCACAGGUUCCAACUCUGGCUUAGCUCAUUGCUCUGCCAGUGGUGGGGAUGGAAAGAUGGACAACAUGAUUGGAGAUGGUAGAAGUCAAAAUUGCUGGGGUGCUUCCAACUCAAAUGCUGGCAUUAAUCUUAACCUUAAUCCAAAUGCCAAUCCAGCUGCCUGGCCUGUACUCGGACAUGAAGGAACUGUGGGAGCAGGCAACCCUUCCAGUAUUUGCAGUCCAGUCAGUGCCAUAGGUCAGAACAUGGGCAACCAGAAUGGGAACCCAACGGGCACCUUAGGUGCUUGGGGAAACUUGCUGCCGCAAGAGAGCACAGAACCACAAACGUCCACUUCUCAGAAUGUGUCUUUCAGCGUACAACCUCAGAACCUUAACACUGAUGGACCAAAUAACGCUAACCCCAUGAACUCUUCACCAAACCCUAUCAAUGCAAUGCAGACAAAUGGACUGCCGAACUGGGGCAUGGCUGUUGGCAUGGGGGCCAUCAUCCCGCCCCACCUGCAAAGCCUUCCUGGUGCUAAUGGGACAUCAGUUUCUCAAGUCAGUGGGGGAAGUGGUGAAGGAAUGGGCAAUUCAGUGUGGGGGAUAUCCCCAGGUAAUCCUGCCACAGGAAACAGCAAUUCUGGGUUCAGUCAGGGGAAUGGAGACACUGUGAACUCAGCAUUAAGUGCUAAACAAAAUGGAUCCAGCAGUGCUGUACAAAAGGAAGGGAAUGGAACAAGUGCAUGGGAUUCGGGGCCUCCUGCUGGUCCUGGGAUCUUAGCAUGGGGCAGGGGCAGUGGCAACAGUGGCGUUGGUAAUAUGCAUUCUGGUGCUUGGGGCCACCCAAGCCGCAGCACCAGUAAUGGCGUUAACGGUGAAUGGAGCAAGCCCCCAAACCAGCAUUCCAGUAAUGACAUCAAUGGGAAAGGAUCAACAGGGUGGGAUAGCUCUAGUGUUACCAGCCAGAAUCCUGCCAUGCAGCAGGGCAAUGAACAAAUAAACUCUUGGGCCAAAGCUGCAGCAUCUGGCAACACAGGUAGUGAAGGCAGUAAUGAUAGCAAUGGGAGUCAGAAUGAAGGCAGUACUGGGAGGGAAGGAACUGGAGAGGCUCGAAGAAGAGACAAGGGAAUGCUAGACCAAGGACAAGUCCAGUUGCCAAGGAAUGACCUUGACCCAAGGGUUCUGUCCAACACUGGAUGGGGACAGACUCCUGUAAAACAAAACACUGCCUGGGAAUUUGAAGAAUCCCCAAGGUCUGAACGAAAGAAUGACAAUGGAACUGAGGCCUGGGGUUGUGCAGCUACUCAGCCUUCAAACUCGGGGGGCAAGAAUGAUGGGUCCAUCAUGAACAGUACAAAUACCUCUUCAGUAUCUGGGUGGGUCAGCUCUCCACCUGCAACAGUUCCAACUAAUACAGGUUGGGGCGACAACAAUAACAAAGCGCCAAAUGGCCCAGGGGGAUGGGGAGAGCCGGCAAGUUCUACUGCUGUCAAUAAUGCUGCUGCUGCCAAAAGUGGCCACACUUGGAGUGGGACCACGAAUCAGGAGGACAAGUCGCCUACUUGGGGUGAACCUCAGAAACCCAAAUCUCAAAACUGGGGAGAUGGACAGAAAUCGAAUCCAGGCUGGACUUCAGGGGGUGGAGAUUGGGUUGAUUCCUCAUCUGUCCCUGGACACUUGGGAGAUGGGAAAAAGAAUGGUUCUGGAUGGGAUGCUGACAAUAGAGCAGGGUCUGGCUGGAAUGAUACUACGCGUUCUGGGACCACUGGAUGGGGAAAUGGCACAAACAGCAAGGCUAAUACAGGUACGAGCUGGGGGGAAUCUUUAAAACCUGGUCCUCAACAGAAUUGGGCUUCUAAAUCCCAGGACAACAACGUGAGUAAUUGGGGAGGAGCUGCUUCUGUUAAACAGACUGGAUCAGGAUGGGUUGGUGGACCAGUGCCAGCCAAACAGAAAGAUAGUAGUGAAGCAACGGGGUGGGAAGAGCCCUCUCCACCAUCCAUUCGGCGCAAGAUGGAGAUUGAUGAUGGUACCUCAGCUUGGGGUGACCCAAAUUACAAUAACAACAAGACUGUAAACAUGUGGGAUAGAAACAAUCCUGUAAUCCAGAGCAGUACCACAACCGCCACCACUAGCACCACCAUUAUCAACGCAAACAUGGCUGAACCUCAGCCACCGCACCAGUCAAGUGCCCAGUCAAACCGGUCCCCGCUGCUUGGUCCAGCAGGCUGGGGAGAGAUGCCUGCUAUCCAUGCAAAGCCUGAAGCUUCAUGGGGAGAGCCUUCCUCCCCUUCUGCUGCAGUUGAUAAUGGCACUUCAGCAUGGGGAAAGCCUCCCAGCAGUGGUACAGGGUGGGGAGAUAACUCUGCUGAGUCAGCAGGGUCAUAUGGAAGAGCAAGUGCACCAGCUGCUGCCCCAGUACUGUGCAAACCAGCUUCUAAAUCUAUGCAAGAAGGCUGGGGCGGUGGUGGAGAUGAAGUAAAUCUCAGUACAAGUCAGUGGGAAGAUGAAGAAGGAGAUAUGUGGAAUAAUACUGCUUCACAAGAGAGUAAUUCCUCUUGUAGCUCCUGGGGAAAUGCUCCAAAGAAAGGACUUCAAAAGGGCAUGAAGACAUCUAGUAAGCAAGAUGAGGCCUGGAUCAUGAACCGUCUGAUAAAACAGCUCACAGACAUGGGCUUCCCAAGAGAGCCAGCAGAAGAGGCCUUGAAGAGUAACAGUAUGAAUCUAGAUCAGGCCAUGAGUGCUCUGCUGGAAAAGAAGGUGGAAAUGGACAAGCGUGGAAUGGGUGUGGCUGACUACAAUGGAAUGGUCACCAAACCCCUUGGCUGCCGCCCACCACCGAUCUCCAAAGAGUCUUCCAUGGACCGCCCCACCUUCCUUGACAAGGAUGGCGGCCUAGUGGAAGAGCCCACUACUUCACCAUUUUUGCCUUCACCAAGCCUGAAGCUCCCCCUUUCAAACAGUGCACUCCCUAAUCAGACCCUGGGUGGGAUUGCCUCAGGGCUGGGCAUGCAAAACUUGAAUUCUUCUAGACAGAUACCGAGUGGCAAUCUGGGUAUGUUUGGCAAUAGCGGAGCAGCACAAGCCAGGACCAUGCAACAGCCGCAGCAACCGCCAGUGCAACCUCUUAACUCAUCCCAGCCUAGUCUUCGUGCUCAAGUGCCUCAGUUUCUCUCCCCUCAGGUUCAAGCACAGCUUUUGCAGUUUGCAGCAAAAAACAUUGGUCUCAAUCCUGCACUAUUAACCUCGCCAAUUAAUCCUCAGCAUAUGACGAUGUUGAACCAGCUCUAUCAGCUGCAGCUGGCGUACCAACGUUUACAAAUCCAGCAGCAGAUGUUACAGGCUCAGCGUAAUGUUUCCGGACCCAUCAGACAACAGGAGCAGCAAGUUGCACGUACAAUCAAUAACAUGCAGCAGCAGAUCCAGCAGCACCAGCGCCAGCUGGCCCAGGCCCUGCUUAUGAAGCAGCAGCCACCCCCUCCACAUCUAUCUUUGCACCCCCCUGCAGGCAAAUCAGCCAUGGAUAACUUUUCACCCCAUCCCCAGGCUCCUGGCCUAUCUGACCUGCAGACCAAAGAGCAACAGUCUUCACCGAACACCUUUGCUCCUUACCCCCUUGCUGGACUGAACCCAAACAUGAAUGUAAACAGCAUGGACAUUCCUGGUGGUUUGUCAGUGAAGGACACUUCUCAGUCCCAAUCUCGCCUUCCUCAGUGGACACAUCCCAACUCAAUGGAUAAUCUCUCCAGUGCUGCUUCUCCACUUGACCAGAAUCCUAGCAAGCACGGUGCUAUCCCUGGAGGUCUGAGUAUUGGUCCUCCAGGAAAGUCCUCCAUUGAUGACUCUUAUGGCCGGUAUGAUCUGAUUCAAAACAACGAGUCACCAGCUAGUCCUCCUGUAGCCGUUCCUCACAGCUGGUCACGUGCCAAAUCUGAUAGUGAUAAAAUCUCCAAUGGCUCCAGUAUCAACUGGCCACCAGAAUUUCAUCCUGGGGUACCAUGGAAAGGAUUGCAGAACAUUGACCCUGAGAAUGAUCCUGACGUUACACCAGGAAGUGUUCCAACAGGGCCAACUAUUAACACCACCAUACAAGAUGUUAAUCGCUAUCUACUCAAGAGUGGAGGGUCAUCCCCAACAUCAUCUCAGAAUGCCACGCUGCCUUCAUCGAGUGCCUGGCCACUUAGUGCCUCCGGCUACAGUAGCUCUUUCAGCAGCAUUGCAUCCGCACCUAGCAUUGCAGGUAAACUGUCAGACAUCAAAUCAACGUGGUCCUCUGGCCCAAUUUCUCACACACAAGCCUCUCUGUCCCAUGAACUGUGGAAGGUGCCCAGAAACACUACUGCUCCUACAAGACCACCUCCAGGCUUAACAAACACCAAGCCAUCGUCUACUUGGGGUGCCAGCCAACUGGGUUGGACCAGCUCUUACUCCUCUGGCUCAGCAUGGAGUACUGACAGCUCAGGAAGAACAAGUAGCUGGCUGGUCCUCCGUAACCUCACACCCCAGAUUGAUGGCUCUACACUGCGUACUCUAUGCUUGCAGCACGGUCCUCUUAUUACAUUCCAUCUGAACCUGACUCAAGGGAAUGCUGUGGUUCGAUACAGUUCCAAGGAAGAAGCAGCGAAGGCCCAGAAAUCUCUGCAUAUGUGCGUUUUGGGGAACACUACCAUCUUGGCCGAGUUCGCCGGAGAAGAGGAAGUGAACCGUUUCUUAGCACAAGGCCAGCCACUGCCCCCCACCUCCAGUUGGCAGUCCAACACUGGAACCACUCAGACACGUUUGGGCUCCACAAGCAGCUCACACGGCAUGGUGCGCAACGAUGCAGGCCACUGGAAUACCCCCUGCCUAGGUGGCAAAGGGAGCAGUGACCUGCUCUGGGGCGGGGUCCCUCAGUACUCAAGCAGCCUUUGGGGUCCACCCAGUUCCGAUGACGGCAGGGUUAUUGGAAGCCCAACGCCUUUGAAUACUCUGCUCCCAGGUGACCUUCUCAGCGGGGAGUCCAUCUAGGACACCAGAGAAACAAAAUGGAAGUAACA